Molecule: messenger RNA, 246 nt
Organism: Nannochloropsis gaditana CCMP526
Exons: 3
Source: RefSeq, a predicted model, not a curated record
AUGCACAGAAGGAGGGCGGCAAGGGCCGCGGCGCUUGUCCUUUGUCUCCUGGCAGUCAUAUGCGACCUCCCGGGAGCCUGGGGCAAGGAGGGGAAGAACCGUCCCAUGUUCUAUGAUGGCGGGGCUUGGCACGAUUUGGAUGAGGAUCCACGCCCGGGGGAGCCCCUACCGUACCCCCCAGACUCGGACUCGUGGCAGCGACCUGACACCACGGUCCAUGUGCAGAUCUCCUCCUUCCGGGAUCAU